This is a messenger RNA of Saccharomycopsis crataegensis, 2274 nucleotides long. RefSeq names its product Lug1 protein. The record is from RefSeq and is a predicted model, not a curated record. Bases 1 to 2274 code for a protein of 757 amino acids. The transcript has a single exon. Lineage: Eukaryota; Fungi; Ascomycota; Saccharomycetes; Ascoideales; Saccharomycopsidaceae.
AUGGCCGACUCUUUAGACCAUAAAAACACUUCUCGUCAAUCAUCUUCCACCCCAUGCGAUGCGGCGGCGGCACCAACAAGAGUGUCGUUGGGUUGGACAAUCAGCUAUAAUAAUCAAAUCGACCAUCCACGGCCAAUAUCAUCAUUAAAUGACUUGCCCAUUGAAGUCCUCAACUUGAUAGUAGCAUUCACCUACUCAAAUGACAUCUCUAUUUCAUUUUCUCAGCACUUGGAAUGGUUCGCCAAAGAAUUCAUGCUCGUGAACAAGACCUUCUACUUUUUAGCCUUGAAAUACCUUUGCAAUUAUUGUCGUUUUAGUUGCCCUCAAACAUUUCAUCUAUUCAACUCCCGUUUCGGACAUCACAAAUCAAUCCCCCAUUCGUUGGACGCCAUUGGCAUUCCUCUAAGUGACUCGUGUGCCAAUUUGGUCAAAAUCCAAGAUGAAUUCAAACAACCUGAGGACCAAUCAGUAUAUAGCUACGUGAAAGUCCUUGAUCUCCAGGAAUUCACUAGCGUUGGUUUGGGUAGAACCAAUCGAAUGAAUAAUGAAAUCGAUUUUGUCACCCACAAGACUAUUUUGGGCUUUCUUGAAAAAGCAACUAACCUUAGAGAAUUCUUGAGUAGUGAGAAUAUUCAAAAUGACAUCUCCCCCGAAAUUUUGAUCCAAGUUUUUUUCAACAUGCCUAGUCUUGAAUCAAUUGAUUUUUGUGGAUCUACCGGGACAAUUUUCUCCUUAUCAUUUUCUAAGCUUUUGGACCAACCUUCAUUAUUUUUCAUGCCGAUUGUCAAUCUUAAAAACUUGUCAUUCCAUGAUUGUGUCGAUGUCCCAUCAGAAUUUUUUGCAAAACUUUUCCCGCUUUUGACAUCUCUCGAAAAACUCGAUCUAUUUCAUACUCAAAUUACAGGAGAUGCCUUACUUGACCUCGAUGUCUCUAAUUUGACCCAUAUUUCCCUCGGCUGUUGCUAUAAACUUGAUAAGCGUUACAUUAUGGAGUUUUUUCGCAGCAACCACCAUGAACUAACCAAUUUGAAAUGGCUUAGUUUGGAAACUGACAACGUUAACGACAUGAAUGAACGUGAAAUGCUAUUGAUCCUCAAAUUCCUCGCCACUGCCGAUCCCCUAUCUUCAAAUACCGGGAACUUCACCCUUCAGUAUUUAAAUCUUAGCGGAAGACAAGUCAGCUAUUGUCCAACCUUACAAUUUAUUAAAAGUAAUUUUAUUAUCUUAAAAUCUUUACACAUCCAAAAUUCAAAAGUUACCAAGGAUGAAUUGGUUCAGUUUUUAUCGCCACCAUCAGAACCUGCAAUAGAUCCUCAAGAUACUAUAAAUUCGCGUGUUUCCACAAUGCUGCAUCUUUCUGAUUACUUUAACUCUCAGUCGUUCGCCAACCCAUCCAGUAGCGGUAACCUGUCACAGUAUCCUCAAUUGAACCCGUCACAGUACCAUGAUUUAUUGCAAGAUACCCAAGUGUAUCAACAAUUGCGGUUCAUCAAUGUGAAAGCCAAUCAGGAAUUAAACCGCUUAGGGUCGCUUGAAAAUGCCAAUUUAAUCGAGUGCUGCCCGUCUUUACUAGCUUGGGAAUUCGACUCCAAGUUGCUUGAAAACGCUCCUAAUGACUCAUAUCACUAUCAAAAACAACGGCAACAAUUGCGCCACCAUAGCUAUGGUUCUUACCUUAAUUCUUUAAAUGGCCCAGAAGAAGAAUUUUUUUGGAAACUUUUUCCAACCACUGGUCGUCGAUCAUGGCUUUAUAAGCUAAGAUCUUAUAACUCCAAGAACUCAAAAUAUUUGAACUAUCAUUUCAAUUUUGACAGAGACUACCACCCUCAUCGUCAAUCUCUUUCUGCAUCGUCAGCAGUCAACAGGCCAAUCACCCAAUCCUUAAUUUCUGUUUCAUCAUAUAAGCUGAUUACUAGCGUUGCUUCCGACACUUUUUCGGUGGAUUUUGAUGAUGAACCGUCCUGUUUCUCCAAAAAUAAUGGGAAUGCUCAAAGUACGAAUAACGCUGAUGAGAUCAACUCUGAUGAUUUGGAUUUAGAUUAUGAAAUCCUUACCCAUGACCCAAAUUAUAUUCCCAACAUCACGCAAUACGAUAUUAAAACUGGUAAAAAAAUCCAGCCAAAAGUCAUUUUCUAUCCAUUCUUGAAGUACGCCAGUAAAAAAAUUGAUAUGUCAAAUGGGCCAUUUUACGAGGGUGAUAGUGAUUUUUACAAGAUUUGGCCUGUGAAAUUCAGUGAAAGAGGGAUUUAUAAGUACUAUGCAUUAAAUGUUUGA